Molecule: messenger RNA, 2656 nt
Organism: Sander lucioperca (pikeperch)
Lineage: Eukaryota; Metazoa; Chordata; Actinopteri; Perciformes; Percidae
Gene: fut8b
Product: fucosyltransferase 8b (alpha (1,6) fucosyltransferase)
Exons: 10
Coding region: 751-2502 (583 amino acids)
Biological process (GO): protein N-linked glycosylation
Cellular component (GO): Golgi cisterna membrane
Molecular function (GO): glycoprotein 6-alpha-L-fucosyltransferase activity; protein binding
Source: RefSeq, a predicted model, not a curated record
UCUGCGUUGACACCGGCCAUCCAGCAGAUCCCAACAGAGCAGCCUCGACCGCCGUAUUCAGAGAUCCCAGCUCUCCCAGUUCCUGUUUCCGUCGCAGCCUUUCUACUCAAUUCUCUGGAGCAACAAAUCUCGGCUACCGCCGCAUCAGACCCCAGUCUCCGCAGCCCCGGUCGGAUGCCGCUGGAAGCCGGUGUAUCAUGUCAAGGUAGGUGAUAUUAACCCUGCUGCUUGGCGGAAAUGUAGCAGCCACGGAGGUUCAGCUCAUAGAUUUCCCCGCUACAUCCCGGCCUGUUGACUGCGUCGCUCCCGAGAUCACGGUGACCAAAUAGCGGUCACGGAAACAACUCCAAUAAAAGAAUCCUGUGGGACUGGAAGGAAACAGCAAGACGGUGUGGGACAAGCUGGUCAACACAGAGCUGGGUGGAAGGGAGGAGUCACCAAAUGGGACAUUGAAACACAGACAUCAGAGCAUGCUAGCCAUGCUUUAGCACACGCAGGAAAGGCUGGUUGAUCGCUGGAGAAACACCUGCUGCCUUUUCUUAAACACCCCUGAGCCACAAACACACGCAUCUCCCGCUCAUCUGUCAUUUUCUGUACACCAUCCCUGCAAAGAUGCCGAUGCCAAGGGUGGCGCUGUGGCACUUGUGGUGACGGGGCACAGAGUGUGUGUGCACAUCCGGCAGGCAGGCCGGUGGGUCGGUGGGUGUACAGGCACACCAAGAGGCAUUUCUGGGUGGGCAAGGUUGCACCAUGCGGCCCUGGGCGGGUUCAUGGCGUUGGAUUACCCUGGUGCUGUUGGCCUGGGGCACGCUCCUUUUCUACAUCGGUGGCCACUUGGUGAGGGAUAGCGAACACCCAGAGCGGUCCAGCCGGGAGCUCUCCAAGAUCUUGGCCAAGCUAGAGCGGCUUAAGCAGCAGAAUGAAGACCUGCGGCGCAUGGCCGAAUCGCUCAGGAUACCAGAGGGUCAGGCAGAAGCCGGGUCCCUCGCUGCAGGGAGACUGCGCUCCCUGGAGGACCAGCUAACCAGAGCCAAACAGAAGAUCCACAGCUUCCAGAAACUCACUGGAGAUGGCCCAGGGCCCACUCAGGAGGAACUGCGGAGGACGGUGGAGAAUGGUGUUAAGGAGUUCUGGUACUUUGUUCGCAGCGAGGUGAAGAAAUUGGCCAACGCCGAGCUCAGCGAGAGGCAGAAGUACGCCGACACGCUCCUGCAGGACCUGGGACACCAGGAGAGGUCCAUCAUGACAGACUUGUACUACCUCAGCCAGGCGGACGGAGUGGGCGAGUGGAGAAUAAAGGAAGCUAAAGACCUGUCGGAUCUGGUCCAGAACAGAAUCACCUACCUACAGAACCCCCCAGACUGCAGUAAGGCGAGAAAGCUGGUGUGUAACAUUAAUAAGGGCUGUGGUUAUGGCUGCCAGCUCCACCAUGUUGUCUACUGCUUCAUGAUCGCUUAUGGCACCCAACGCACGCUCAUCCUGGAGUCCCACAACUGGCGCUACGCCCCCGGCGGCUGGGAGACCGUCUUCCUGCCUGUCAGUAACACCUGCACCGACCGCUCUGGGGCCACCACUGGACACUGGUCAGGAGAGGCCCACGAUAAGGACGUCCAGGUUGUGGAGUUGCCUAUCGUGGACAGUCUCCAUCCUCGGCCCCCCUACCUGCCCCUGGCGAUCCCUGAGGACCUGGCCCCGCGCCUGCACCGUCUGCACGGCGACCCCUCCGUCUGGUGGGUUUCCCAGUUUGUCAAGUACCUGGUGCGCCCACAGACAUGGCUGGAGAAGGAGAUCCAGCAGACCACCGCCAAGCUGGGCUUCAAACACCCCAUCAUCGGAGUCCAUGUGAGGAGGACAGAUAAAGUGGGGACGGAGGCGGCCUUCCAUCCCAUAGAGGAGUACAUGCUGCAUGUGGAAGAGCAGUUCCAAAAUCUGGCCAGACGUGUCCACAUCGACAAGAAACGAGUUUACUUGGCCACUGACGAUCCAUCCCUGCUGCAGGAAGCCAAGACCAAGUAUCCAGACUAUGAGUUCAUCAGUGAUAACUCCAUCUCGUGGUCGGCAGGCCUUCACAACCGCUACACUGAGAAUUCACUGAGAGGAGUCAUCCUGGACAUCCACUUCCUGUCUCAGACCGACUUCCUGGUCUGCACCUUCUCCUCACAGGUCUGUCGUGUGGCCUAUGAGAUUAUGCAGACGCUGCAUCCAGACGCUUCCUCCUUCUUCUAUUCCCUGGAUGAUAUCUACUACUUUGGAGGUCAAAACGCCCACAACCAGAUCGCCAUCUACCCCCACCAGCCGCGCAACAGCGAGGACAUUCCCCUGGAGCCCGGAGACGUGAUAGGCGUGGCCGGCAACCACUGGGACGGAUACUCCAAAGGCAUCAACCGCAAACUGGGCCGCACUGGCCUCUACCCUUCCUACAAGGUGAAAGAGAAAAUCGAGACCGUGAAGUACCCGAUGUACCCCGAGGCAGACAAACUGCUCAACUCUCAAAAGAAGUAGAAGAAGAAAUGAAAAAAAAUAAAAGGAGUGAGGAGAAACAUGCAGACUCCGAUUCCAGGGAAGGAGGCUGCUUUUGUACAGAAGAGAGAGGCGUACUUAGUGCGCAAAGCUGGGAAGAAAAGAAAAAGCCUGUACCCAGGGCUGAUAGGAAUGA